This is a messenger RNA of Linum tenue, 8921 nucleotides long. NCBI's taxonomy places the organism in Eukaryota, Viridiplantae, Streptophyta, Magnoliopsida, Malpighiales, Linaceae. The record is from the annotation of a GenBank genome assembly.
CCAACACCACCACCCACCCAGCCAGAAUCAGAAGCAGAAGUAGAAGAAAAUCCUAGACGUGAAAGAACUUUCCCCCCUUCUCUUCCUCCUCGCUUUACCCCUCCAAUCACACCAUCGUCUCCCGCAAAAAAACAAAAUCGAACCCAACUCCUCUCUCCCGAAAUCCUUCAAACCCUCCGCGUGUCGCUCUGCAAUUCCCGAAUGUCUCUAACCCUUCCUUCGCCGGAACCCUGACCCCUCUACUCCGCCGCCGCCGGUUGCGCCUUAUGUUCUUGCGUCCGGAAUCCGCCCCCCAAUUGGAUUCCUCCCCCUACUCCUCCUCUCUCAAUUUUAGGUCACCACGCUCAAUUCUGCGAUCGACUUGAACGCCUAUGGCUCCGGGGCGUAAAAGGGGAGCGAAUAAGGCUAAGGCCAAGAGUCAGCUCAGUUUGGGCGAUCUUGUUCUCGCUAAAGUUAAGGGCUUCCCUGCUUGGCCUGCCCAGAUAUGUCGGCCUGAGGACUGGGAGAAGACACCGGACCCGAAGAAACAUUUUGUUUUCUUCUUUGGAACUCAAGAAAUAGCUUUUGUUGCGCCUCCUGAUAUCCAAGUACUCACAAGUGAAUUAAAGACCAAGUUAUCUUCCAAGUGUCAAGGUAAGAGCAAACGCUUUAAAGAAGCAGUACAGGAAAUUUGCGCAGAAUUUGAGAAGUCACAAAAUAAAAAGGUAAAUGCUCGAGGUGAGACACCCGUUGCUGAUGGAAUGGGAGAUGGCGGAGAGACCGACUUGAAUGAUGGUGUUGCUAGAUCAAAUGGAGAAGCAUCAGAAGAUGCAGGGGAUUCCAGAUCCAAAGGAGAUUAUUGUUCUGGAAGAGAAAGUGAAGCUGACUCUGAAGAUACAGAGCCAUCUGUGUCUUGUGGUACUGGUGACAGUCCUGCCGAGGCUAUGUCAUCUGACAAGAUGUCUGGUGAUGAGCAGGCGCAGGAGGUGGCAUCUGGUCCUAUGGUAACCACAGAUGGGAAAGAUGAGACCUCUAUUUCUGCAGGAGUAAACGUUGGUGACACACAGGAAGCGGACAUUGACUCAAAUGUGCAGGAAAAUGGUAGUAAGUCUCAGAUUGGCACUGGCCGAGUUAGGAGAAUAGAUGAUGCGAUGAAAGGUCAUAGAGAUAGGAGCUCCAAUUUGUUGGAAACGCAAGAUGGGAAACCUGGUAAACUGUCUGAUAUUGGGAAGGACUUGAAAGACAAAGUGAAGGGAAAACCUUCUUCUAGAAUUGACGGUAACCCUAUGGGAUCUGGUAAUGGGAAGAAAAGAAAAGAAAUGCAGAAAGCUAAAGCAAAUUCAAAGGCGCCUGAUGACAUUCGUGAAAACAUGGGUGAUAGACAGAAAAGUUCCAAAUCUGGAACUGAGAAAUCCGAGGUUGAUGCCACAGAUGCUUCUCGUCCAUCUAAAAGACUGAAGCGUGAAGAUGUGGGAUCCCUGGAAGAUUCUAUGAACUCUGAAGCUGUUGGUGGCAGUUCGAGCAAAUCAUUGUAUGAGCAAAGGGAAGUUCUUCUGGGUCUAGCAUCACAUGCAAUUAAAGUUAACGGUGAUGCUUCUGCUCGGACAGGUAAAGCUAACUUUGAUGCAUCAGUUGCAUCAGGUAAAGGCAAAUUGGACACAUCACCGCGGAAGGCUGGGUUGAAAUCUUUAGCAUCUGCACAAACCAAUAAGGUGAAAUCUUAUGAAUCUCGACAGAUGGAUAAAGUUAAAUCCAGUUCAUCUACCCAUAUUGGUAAGGUUAAGUCUGAUUCCUCCUCCCAAGUGAGAAAAGUAAAGCCCAGUCCAAUUGGUGAUAGGGGUAAAGGAAAAGCAGAUAUUAGUCAAAGGAGUAAUGUGCACGAUAAUUCUGGUGAUGAGGAUGUGUUACCAGUAUCGAAACGUCGGCGGCGAGCGCAAGAGGCAAUGAAUGAUUCGGUUCAAAAUUCAAAAGAUAGAGCCAAAAGAAGCGCGGACCCGAAGAAUGACUUGUCGUAUAGCAAUGCUAGAGUUCAUGCCAACCAGAAUUUGAAAAGGCGAAGAGCCGUGUGCCUCUAUGAUGAGGAAGAAGAGGACGAAGAUCCUAAAACUCCUGUUCAUGGUGUGGCUGCCAAAAGUGUUAAACCUCCAUCAGCUGUCCCUGGUGAUAUCAAGCAUAGGGACGUAGAGAGUGGUGGUUCUCGUAGGCAACAAGAUGGACGUGCUGUUAACUCCCAGUCAAAUGUGACGGAGUCUACCAGACAUCAUGAUGUGUCGAAGGAGGCAUCUUCAGACUUGCAAAAGAAUCGCCUUUCUCCUGGUGGGCUGAUAACAGUGAAGACGCCCAGGGCUCCUGAUUCACAGAGUCCACGAGAAGUUGGAGAACAGGUUGUGGCCAAGGAGGUAAGCACUGCUUUGACUUCUCCUAAGAACUCUCCUCGGCUACUUGAACCACCUAAAAGAGUGAUGGAACAAGAUAAAACCAGCAAGGUUUCUCAAAAAACUUCUGGUGCCCAAAAGAUGCUUCAUGCUGACGAAGAGCAGGCAAUGUCCAAGGAGUUUAGCACCACUCCGACUUCUCCUAAGAACUCUCCUCAGCCACUUGCUCCUCCCAAAACAGUGGUGGGACAGCAUAAGACCAGCAAGGCUUCUGUGAAAAUCCCUUCUGGUGCCCAGAAGAAGCCCCAGGCUGACAAGGAGCAGGUAGUGGCAAAGGAGGUAAACACUGUUCUGACUUCUCCUAAGAACUCUUCUGUGUCACUUGGCCCACUCAAAACAAGGGUAGACCAGCAUAAAACCAGUAAGGCUUCCGUAAAAACAGCUUCUGAUUCUCAAAAGAAGCCCCAGGUUGUUUCUGCUAAGUCAUCAGGCAUGGUCCCAGAUGGUGCAAAAGCUUCCCAGAAUCAUGUGGCUGUUCAAAGAAAUAAGCAAGCUCUUUCUGUAGAGAGACCUAAAAGUACUCCAAAAGUCCCAUCACGCAUGGGUGAUCAUGCCAUUUUGCUGGAAACUUCAAUGGAAGUCAGAGCUGCUGCAGAUGAGAGUAGCAUUUCAUUGGCUGAUUCUGAUGCAUCAGAUUCUGCCAUAUCUAUGAAGAACCUCAUUGCUGCCGCUCAAGCAAAAAGAAAAGAAGCUCAUACCCAACAUUUUUCUCUUGGGAACUCCAGUUAUACCCUUCUGUCCAUUAAUGAUGCUCAUGGAUGGAGCCUUAGUCCGCCGUUUAUCCAACCUUUACCAUCUGGCAUGUCCAAUGGGGCACAGGGUGAUGCAUCAGAGUUUCAUCCUCGCCCAAGUGCACCUUCUCCAUCUACACAAAAUCAUCCUUCAGGGCCUGAGACUCGAACAGAAAAUGACGAGGAUGAGGAUCGAAGGGUCAGUUCUGGACAUAGGGCUCCUGGAGGCUCACUAAGUGGUGGGACAGAGGCUGCUGUUGCACGUGAUGCUUUUGAAGGGAUGAUAGAGACUUUGUCGAGGACAAAAGAAAGUAUAGGACGUGCAACCCGUCUUGCCAUAGACUGUGCCAAAUAUGGAAUUUCCAACGAGGUUGUGGAACUUUUAAUCAGAAAGCUAGAAAGUGAACCCAGUUCCCAUAGAAAAGUAGACUUAUUCUUUCUUGUGGAUUCAAUUACCCAGUGUUCUUCUCAUCAAAAAGGAAUUGCUGGAGCUUCAUACGUACCGACAGUUCAGGCAGCGUUACCACGUCUUUUGAGUGCUGCUGCUCCACCUGGAGCUGGCGCACGGGAAAAUCGCCGGCAAUGUCUCAAGGUGCUGAAACUAUGGCUUCACCGGAAAAUCUUUCCAGAAUCUGCUUUGAAGCGUUUUAUGGAUGAAAUUGGGGGUUCAAAUGAUGAAAUCUCUGGUGGUUUGUCUCUUAGACGUCCAUCCCGCUGUGAGAGGGCUUUAAAUGAUCCUAUCAGAGAGAUGGAAGGGAUGCUUGUGGAUGAGUAUGGGAGUAAUGCUACAUUUCAGUUACCUGGUUUGUUAUCUGGGAACUUAUUUGAAGAAGAAGAUGAUGAAGAUAUAGUAUUGGAGCUGCCUAAGAAAGUGGGCGACAUGCCCGUGGUGGGAGAACCUGAUCGCACCAUCUUUGGAGAGUCAGAAGCAUAUACUGCUACUCCCACUGACAGACGUCAUUGCAUCUUGGAGGAUGUUGAUGGUGAACUUGAAAUGGAAGAUGUAUCUGGUCAUCAUAUCAAGGAUGAAGGACCUGAAAUGGAUAUAGAAGAAGACCAUUACUCCGAUAGGGUGGUGGUCAAACCGGCAUCAAACAGUCCUGCUGACUCACCCCCUCUUCCAGAUGGUUCACCACCGCUCCCUCCUGGUUCUCCUCCUCAGCUUCCACCUUUACCACCCUCUCCACCGCCUCCGCUGCCUCCUCCGCCACCAAGCUCUCCUUCUGAGCCUCCACCCCCUCCUCCACCUCCACUUCAUCUUCCGCCUCCGCCUCCACCACCACCUUUUCAUCCAUCACAGCUCCCUCCUGGACCACCCUCAGCUCCUCAGCCACCUUUGCUACAUCAGCAUUUAUUGCCAGCUCAACCCCUACAUCCUCAGCCCUUAAUAUCAACACAACCUUCUAUACAGUCACCACAAUUGGCUUAUCAGCAGCCUGCAGCUCAUGAAUACUGCAGUACAUCCAGUGGAAAUAAAACAGGUCAAAUGGCUGGAACUGCUCCUCAUGCGAAGAAUAUGGAUCAUGUGAUGAAAAGUCAGCAGUCACCUCGUUUUGCUCAUUCAGCCGUUUGCAACUCUCGAGAAACUUCAGGAUUCAGUUCUUCUAGACAUCUGGAAUAUAGUCAUAAUGAUCUGUACUUAAAUCCGCAAGCAUCCCAACACAAUCCUCAAUUCCAGCCGGGCAACACUUCGUUUGUGCCUAGACCUAUGAAUCCAAGCCUCCCGCAAACGGCACCGGGCCAUUUUCCAUUUUCAAAGCCAGUGAUUCAACAACACCACCAGCAACCCUAUACCCAUCCUUAUCCUGUGCCAUCCCAUCCUGAGGGGCAUAGGAGAUUUGUUGGUGAUGAUCAAUGGAGGAUGCCCUUGAAUGAAUUUAAUGCUAAUAAUCAACAUGGUGGAUGGAUGGGUGGAAGAACUCCAUCGCAUGGAGGGCAUGCAAUUGGCCAAGAAGGCUUCUUCCGGGGACCAGUUGAAAGGCCACCAGUGAAUGCUGUUGGUGUUCAGUUCCCUGCAAGUAACAAUUUACCACCUGCACCUCCAAUUCCAGGUCAUGGUGUUUCUCCGAUGAGGCCAUGUAGACCAGACAUGUCUGCCGUUAAUUGCUGGAGGCCAGGUUAAGGAUACGAGUAUGAAGCUUCCAUCCAUGCCUAGGUUGGUGCCAAUUUUGUGGGGAUUAAGUGAUGAUUUUUCUUAGAGCUGCGGAGCAACAGAAAGAAGCAGUCACUGUGAGCACAUACUCGAGCAUUUGAUAACACUGGACAGAAUAUCACUACUACAGGAAGUUGAGCAUUUAGAUCUUGUGGAGAAUUUGGCAGGACGCUGUAUAUUGUAUUUUUCCCUGACAAAUGUAUCGCGGGAACUUUUGCUUCCAAGUGUAGGCCCAUAUUUCUGACUUGAUUUUGGGUAAGCACAAGAGGCCCGGAAUCGGCCCCAGUCGGGAGCUAUCUCCGAGAUAGCGGGGCAGAUCAAAUGGAGUUGAGAUUUCUGAUAGCCAGGAAAUGCAAAGGUAAACACUUUCGGUAGAUUUCUGAACUUGAGACGAAAGCCUCGGUGUCGCGAUUACGUCUGUUAGAUUUUUAAGAUUAGCAUAGGCAUAGCCUAGGAGAAGUCUUGGGAUUUUUGGAAAAUUAUUACUCUCUGGUAUUACAGGUUCUCAUUCCACCCUUUCCCUCUUGUAUAUGUGAAUUCUCUUCAUACCAAAUGUACAUGGAUGACCCAAAAGAAAAAGGCCUGGAAAUGGCUAUUUGUUUCUUGAUUUAUUUUUCCACCGAACUACCGCCAGUCAAAUGUGUCACCUGGGAAACAACCCAACCAGCUCUAGGUAUGGCAAAAAUGCAAAUUUUGAGUCGUAACGAGCCAGUAACACAAGGGGGCUAAUCAGUCUUGGUUGUGUAUCCGAUGACGGGUUCAAGUGAAGAAAUGAGACAUCUUGUAAAAAAAACAGUCAAAUCAUACAUGUACUCGAACCGAAUGUCUCCAGUCCUGAUCAUCUAGCCAUAUAUUCAGAGCUUAAAUUUCUCGAUACAACUCAAUCUCAUUCAUUACCGGUCAGGCUUGGCUGGCUCUCUCAUCAAAAAGUGGGCAGUUUCCACACCAGUUUUUCAGAUAGAUCGCAUAAGAAGCGAUAGCCAGGCAAUGGCUGCGCCUGAUAGUGCAUACAGGUCUUCCUUUGGGCUGUAUUUUCGACCCGGCCAUUGCAAAUGGACUAGGACUAGGACUAGCUCUAGCAUCUGUCUUGUUCAACGAGCUCUCGAUGACCUGCUGCAGAAACCAGGUCCACAGUAUCACCUGGAUCUCUUAAACCGUCUGGUUUAGGGCUCAAGUUCUGCAAUUAUAAUGCUCCAAGCUGUUGCCAAACCAAUCCUACUGCCACUGACACACCUCAUCAGCAUGUUGGUGGAUGUCGGCUUCAGAUUUAUUCCGCCUUCUUACCUGUAGUCGCUUUCUGAACCAUCGUUCUCAUCCAGUUAAAUGUUGACUGGAUGAGACCAAUCUUCCGGCUGAGGAUCUUGGCCUCAGGUUAUGGAAUGAAUCUACGAGAUCAGAGUUGCUUCCUCUGCAAACACAUUGUUAUCACCAGUUGAUGCGCCUGCAAAUACAUCCGAGAUUACAGUCCACAUCACGACUUCAGCAUAUCAGAGAGAUUAGUAUCAAGUAAAGGAAUGAUAAAUUAUAUAAAGAUUACAUGUAACUCGAACCAUUCUCUCCUCUGUUCAUAUCCAAUAAUAAGACCCUAAACAUGAUCCUAUGACACGUUAUUACAGUUGCGAAUUUUGCUUUCUUUUCCCUAUUUUGAUAAUCUAGCUAUAUGUUCAGAGUUCAAAUAUCUCGAUACAAUUCAAUCCCAUUGCUCGCCAGCUAGGCGUGGCUCUCUCCUCAAAAAGUGGAUAAUUUUCCACACUGUGGAUCCGUUUCUCCAGCAAAUAACAUCAAAAGUAGUAGUAGCAUGUAUAUAAUGGCUAACCCUAGUCAACAGCUGCUUUGUUUCUCCACCCACUCAAGGGCUUCGGCAACCCAUCGAAGAUGGGCCUAGCUAUGGCUGCAGCCGACAAAGCCUGCAGAUCUGCUUUCAGACUCCAUUUUGGAGUCGGCCAUGUGAAUGAACCACCACUGCCAUCUGUCUCAUUCAAGCUCGAAGUGCUCGACGACUUCCUCACUGCAGAAACGAGGUCACCGAUGUCCGCAGGAUCUCCUCCUGCACCAGCUGGUUUAUUAGGGCUCAAACUGCCUGCUGCUGCUGCUGCCUCGAGUUCUGCUAUCAAAGCACUCCGGCUUGCUGAUUUGGCUCUUAAUGCUAACCCUUUACCUCCAGCUUUUCCUGCUGAUACUGAAGCGCUACCAUUGCUGUUCUCUUCCCUCAUCAGCAUGUUUGGGAAGUCAGCUUCCGAUUUCUGCCGUCUUCUUACCAUGGAGUCACCAUCUGCAGCAUUGCUCUCAUCAAGUAAAACAUUGACAUAGCUCCUGGAUUUCCGGUGAUGGGUUAAAGGAGGGUUGGUGUCUGGAGAGACUCUGAGAUCAGCAGGAGAAGGAAGACCAUAGUAACCAUGUAAAGACGUCAUUGCAGGAGAGGCCUUUCGUCCAGAAGAAGACUUUGGCCUCAGGGUUUGAAAUGAAUCGAGGAGAUCCGUGUAUCCACGCUCGAGUGGCGUGUGGUCCAAGUUGCUCCCCCUAGAGUUCUCAGCACCACUUGAUAAACAUGGGGAUGGAGGGUGUCUCCCAGGUAGAGGAAUCCGGAGUGUUUUCAGGGCAAACAUUUGAUGAUCUGUAACCAGGCCAUUCUUCUUUUUAAUGUCGGCCACCUCAACGCCAUACUUGAUGGCAACGCCGGCGAGGGUAUCGAACUUUGAAACCGGAUGCUCAAUGAAACCACGGGAGACAGGCGACGUCGUCGGCGAGGAGUUGGUGGAGGUGCCCCCGCCGCUGGAAGGCUUGAAUGGAGUAGUAGAACCAUUUGCAUUGUUGAAAAAAUUGUGACUGUAAUUAUCGAAUCCUCCUAAAUCAUCAUCAGCGUUCUGCAGCUGCCUAUCAUAAUCAUUGCUAAACUGACUGUAUCUAUGAUUACAAUUACUCAUCAUGAUUUCCUUCGUACCCUCCCUCUCCAUCUGCUGCGUCCCCAAUCCAACAUAAAGAGACACACAGAAAACCCCUCCCCAACUAUGAACACCAAACAACAAAACCAAAAAGAACCCUUUUUUAUCCGAAACUCAGCAACCCAUAACAGCCAAGAAAACGAAGAUAUCGGAUUUUUUCCCCUUCGGUUUCUCGGGUAAGUGAUCCCAAUUGGGGAGCACCCAGAUUUCCCCUCAACUCGCCCACAAACGAGACAGAUCAAGUGGGGUGUCGCAAUGCGGAUUCGAGCGGCGGAGUCCUCCGAAUCAAGAGAUCGGCCCGAAACCGACCACGGGAAUCGCGAUUAUGCAACAGCCGGAAGUCGGUGGAGAAAAUCGCGUGAAACAAACAGAAAGAGGGAGAGAGAAAAUUAGAGGAAUAACGACAAAUUGAAUAGAAGGAAGGAAUAGGAAAACCAUUCAAUCAAACCAAACAAACAACAAAGAGGGAUGGAGGGGAAGGAAAGAAUGCAGAAAUCUGAGGAUCCAGAACCAAAUAGCGGAAAGAAGAUUGAAAAUUGGGUGGGGGAAGGGAGAGAUGGAAGAAGAAAGGAGAGGAGAGAGUAUCUGCUCUGGUUUUCCCCCUUAUUUUCUUUCUUCCCCGAACCAAAUUUUCCGGGAAAAGGAAAACAAAUCCCUCUCUCACUCUUUGCUUCUCGCUGCA